Messenger RNA from Apis mellifera (honey bee), 3943 nucleotides. Its product is annotated as coronin-2B. NCBI's taxonomy places the organism in Eukaryota, Metazoa, Arthropoda, Insecta, Hymenoptera, Apidae. Gene Ontology annotation, molecular function: actin filament binding. The record is from RefSeq and is a predicted model, not a curated record. Gene Ontology annotation, biological process: actin filament organization. The coding region runs from base 1226 to 2848 and encodes 540 amino acids. The transcript is spliced from 10 exons.
CUUAUUUAUCUAUCUAUUUAUCUUUUUCUUUUAAUUCAAAUUGUUUACGCACUAGCACAAAAUGUUUUAGUUUAUUAUACGAUAAACAAUGACAAUGAAUUAGUGACAAAGCAUGGUAAGAUAUGCGUUCACACGAAACGUUACGUCGCUGCAUUAAAUAUGCUCCGACAAGCCACGUGAUGUAUUCAGCUGGCAAUCGCUAUGAAGCCGUAGCCAGAAGUCAGUGCUGGUUCGACGACUUUCGCGAUCUAACGCGUACGUCUGGAAACUGCUACGAUUACAGGUAAUAUACGCGCCACUUCUUUCAUGCCGGGGCCUGUCUUAAUGGAUCUACAUCGCGUGACUGCGCAGUCGAAUUGACAAGUGUUUUUUUCUCUACGAUUAAAUAAAUUGUGAAAAUUUAAAUACAUUUUUUUAAUUUAGAGAUCCAUUAAUUUUAAUUUUAAAUUAAUUAAAGAUACUUUGGAUGAAGUUUUAAGUAUUUUUUAAAAAAAAAUAAUGGGAUCACAACAGUGCAUAAACAAAUGAAGGGACAAGAAACAAAAUAUAUAUUGCAUAUACGAUAAGAAAAAAAUAUAAUUAAAAAGAAGUAUAUGCUUUCUGAUUUUUGCAAUGCGUGUGAUUUUGUUUUCAUCUACGUGCACAUUCUUUUCAAUACAAUUAAAAAAUGUGUGAACGAGAAAAAAUUAUAUGAUGGAAGAUUCUUUUUUUUUUCUUCUUCUCUUCGAGUAAAUUGGACACCAAAAGUUAUAAUACUAUUCAUAUUAACAAUAUUGCGAUGAUAUGAUGAUAACGAAAGUAGAACAAUUUAUUAGAUUUUCCGAAUAUUAUCGAUUAACAAAUUGUGAUUGCUUAUCAAACUUGCUUAUCAAACUUAUUCAAAAAUCGUAAUUACAAGAAACGUAUAUUAAUUGAAUAAUCUUACAAAUAUGUGUCUUUUUUUCUUUUUUUCUGUUAUCACUUCUUUUUUCUUUCUCAAGGCAGACAAGAAAGAAUAGAAUUGUUGCUAUGACCGCUCAAGUAUUAGUAAAGCGGAAAAAAGCUUGCCGCUGCAUGUGCAGCGGUUUGGUCACGAGCGCGAGUUUUGAAGUAGUUGAAUAUCUUCUCUUUCUUCACAUGCAUGGGUCCUGGUUUAUUCAAUUACUACGUUCCUGUUGUGCACUAUCGACGACCAUCGUCACACUGCGCACGUGUAUCGGCUUUCUAAGCUCGAUUAAUACCAGAAAUGACCAAGGAUAAACAGUCAUGGUUUCGUGGCGUUCGAAGCAGUAAAUUUCGCCAUGUUUAUGGUGUACCUGCAAAACGAGAAAAAUGUUAUGACAAUAUCAAAAUCACGAAGAACGCCCACGACUCACAAUUUUGCGCUGUGAAUCCCAAAUUCCUUGCCAUUGUGACCGAAGUGGCAGGUGGCGGGGCAUUCUUAGUUUUGCCGCUUGAUCGCACUGGUAGACUAGAUUUUAACGCCAGCAGAGUAACUGGACACACUGGACCGGUUCUGGAUAUUAAAUGGAAUCCGUUCAACGAUAAUAUCAUCGCUUCCUGUUCUGAUGAUUGCACUAUAAAAUUGUGGCAUAUUCCUGAUGGUGGAUUAUCACGAAAUCUCACCGAGUGGUUAGUGGAGCUGCAAGGACAUAAACGUCGUGUUGCAUACAUAGAAUGGCAUCCUGUUGCUGAGAAUGUGCUGUUCAGUGCUGGCUUUGACCAUCUUGUUAUCGUAUGGGAUAUAAAUAAAGGAGAGGCCGUCAACAUAAUUGAUAGGCAUCCUGACGUGAUCUACAGUAUAUCACUAAAUCGUGAUGGUAGCUUAUUGGCGACAACAUGCAAGGAUAAAAAAUUAAGGGUUUUUGAGCCAAGAUCUGGUAUCGUAGUCUCUGAAGGGGUCUGUCAUGCUGGAACAAAAGCUAGUAAAGUGGUUUUCCUUGGUAGUUCUGGUCGUCUUCUUACGACAGGCUUCAGUCGACAUUCUGACAGGCAAUAUGCUAUCUGGAGUCAGCAUGAUUUGAAUAUACCAUUAACAUGCGAAACAAUUGAUUCUUCCAGUGGAGUAGUUUUUCCAUAUUAUGAUAACGAUACGAACAUGGUAUAUUUGGCAGGAAAGGGUGAUGGUAAUAUUCGAUACUAUGAGAUAGUAAACGAAGCACCGUGGAUGCAUUAUCUUAGUCAAUUCAUCUCUGGAAAUCCUCAACGAGGAUUAGGUGUAAUGCCAAAAAGAGGCGUUAAUACCGCUAUUUGCGAAGUAUUCAGAUUUUAUAAAUUACAUGCGACUCGAGGAAUGUGCGAGCCGAUAUCCAUGAUAGUUCCUCGAAAAAGUGAUCAAUUCCAAGAAGAUUUGUAUCCCGAUACUGUAGGUACUUGCCCAGCUUUAUCAGCUAGAGAUUGGAUAAGCGGAAUGAAUAAUCCACCAAUUUUAAUUUCUUUGAAAACCGGUGGUAGUAUUACUACGCACAAGCCACGAGUAUAUAAGCCACCUCAACUUCCACCAACAACUGAUUUGAAUAAUAAAAAGAAAUUCGCUUUCUUGUCUACCGAAACAGUACCAGAUUACAGACCCAUCGAAUUUCAUGACAUGUCGGAGAAAAGUCAAAAGACAUCUAGUAAUCAAAGUACUAAAUUUCAGCAACUGCAACAAAAAUUCGGCAAUGUUGUAUUACAGAAAAAUAUUAUUUCUCCUCCAUUGAAUGACAAUAAAGUCUUAGAGAAUGUGGACAUUCCUAAUAACGAAGCGGAAUUGAGAUUAGCAUUUGUUCGUCAAACUGAUGAAUUGAGAUUAGUACGAAGACAACUUGCAAACAGUCAGUUACGUGUUAAAGAAUUGGAGGAGCAAAUUCGCAAACUUCAGCGUCAGUAAAUAUACAAUUAUUUCGAAAUAUAUAACGUAUGCGCCGAAUAAAUUUUGUAGCGUUAUUGCUAGUUGUACAACAAACAUGGUACUUAACAAAGUGAUAACGUAUACGUGUAUUGUUCAUGGCAAUCUAAACGCCUACGCUUUUAAUAAAAUUUACACACAUAUAAAAAAGAACAAAAAAAAAAAGAAGAAAAUAAAAGAUAUUUAAAGGUAUUCGAGAAACUUUAUGAACUGGAAAUGCUGGUUAUAUAUAUUCUAAUAAUAUAUUAAUAGAGAGUUAUAUAAUUCUCUCUAAUGUAUCUUAUGAAUGAUAUAUGAUGCAUUUUAUAGCAUUUCGCAUUUCUCUAUAAUAUAUCUUUUUUUUUUUGUAAUUUUUUACAUAGUGAUCUUGGUAUCAUUGUUAGAAAAAAAAGCAGCAAUGAAGCAACAAUAAUUUAGUCAAUUUUUUUAAGAUGCAAUACAUAGAUGUAAUUGUUCUGCUGUAGAGAAACUGAACAAAAAGAUGAACAAAUAAUUGUGAUUUACACUAUUGCCUUCACUAUACAAACGAGUUUUUGUCUAUAUAAAAUCUUAAUAUUUCUCCAAGAUUUUAUCAAAUGACUUUUAAGUAUUAAAUAUUAAUUUCAUAAAUGAAGUUCUUUUUUAAUUCUAUGAAGUUUAAUAUAUUUUUUUUAUUCGCAUAUAAAAAAUAUAAAUGUAUACAUAUUAUUAAUUGUGUAAAUUGUCUUAUCUUUUUAGAAAAUAAUUUUUUAAAAUUAUAUUAUCAAAAAAAAGGAGAAAGAUUAACCUAAUAUAAAGACUCAAAACUUGAACAAAGUAUUAAAUGUUCAGUACAUAAAGAAUUGUACCUGUCUUGUGCAUAUGCACGUUUAUCGUAUGCGAUUCGUUAUAUAUAUAUUAUAUAUAUUAUAUAUAUAUUAUAUAUAUAUUAUAUAUACAUAUAUAUAAUUGUCAUACAUAGAGUGAUAAAUAAAUGCAAAGAUAUUUAGGAGAUGCGAAGAGGAUAUUAUGGAUACAAUAAAACGAACAUCAUUCGAAAAUAGCACAAGAUGCAAGAAUUAAUAAUGAUUAAUAAUUAAAAUUAAGAUUUCUUUCUAA